AUUUUAUCAAUUUGCCAUUGUAAUUUUAUUCUACUUUAUUGUUGUUUAAUCACAGUGAGAACAUACAUGGAACAAAACAUUACUAUAUAGAUUCUUAUAGAUGUCGCCCACACCUUGGAAACUGUUCUAAAACAGAUGUGACUAAGUGAUGAUGAUGAUGAUGCACGGUCUCUUGUCGCGUCUCGUAUGCUUUUUUACAACGAAGUUUCUGUUGGAUGUUAGGAAGCUAGAAGUUGCGGUACGGUAGUCACUGACAUUGCUACUUGAACCAAGCGUGAUUUGAAAAAUAAAUCAUAUUAAUUAAAUUCCAGUUUUGAAUGGACGAGAGACCUCAUUCUUUGAGACUUCAGAUACAAUUAGUGGUUAAACACAAAUAAUCGAUCGUAGGCCUGUCUGUAAUUCGUGGCCUAACUUGCAUUCCGUUGCAUUCAACAUAUUAUGAGCGAGUAACUACUUUGAUAUGGCUUUGGGUCGUACUGAAACAUGGUUCUGGAGAAUUAUUGGCAUUUGCGCACUUGCCGUUUGUUCACUAAAUGUAAUGGUUUUGAUGAGAGGACAACCAAGAAGUAGCGACCAGUUGCUGUUAAACUAUCUCAAUAGCAAUGGACAUGGCAGGAUAGAUGGAGAAGGAAAAUUUUUUGAAGAAAAAAGCCAAAAUCAAAGCAACAAGAAAACUGUUCAAUCUCAACCAGUUAAGCUCCCUCCUCCUGUCAAAGUACAAAAUGACCGAAAGCCUGGACCACAGGAAGUACUGAACAGUGUCAAGAAACUGCCUUUUCUGGAUGUUAUGUCAGUGUUCAGAUUCAUGAAACCAUCAGAUGUGAUGCUUAUGGGCAGGCUAAGGUCUGAAAAAUCUUAUCUAGUUAUUGGGGUACCCACAGUCCAUCGAAAAAAGGCGUUCUACGUUAUAGACACAGUGCAGGGUCUCGUUAGCGGUUUAUCAAAGAAUGAGCAGUCUGAAGUUGUUAUUGUUGUUUUCGUCGCCGAUUUCGAUACAGCUUUUCGAAAUCGUGUCAAGGAAGAAAUGAGCCAGAGGUUCCCGGAGGAAGUACAAAAUGGCCUAAUACAGAUCAUCGUGGCACCACCUGCCUAUUACCCGUCAUUUAAUAAUUUGCCCCUGCUUUUUGGGGACUCGGCGUCUAGAGUCGCCUGGCGAUCCAAACAGUCUCUGGACUAUUCUUUUCUGUAUUUUCAUUGUGCAGAUAUAGGCCGUUAUUUUCUCCAGUUAGAAGAUGACGUACUAACAGAGGAUGGCUACUUGCGUCACAUAAAAAGCUUUAUAAAUUCCCGCACCGCUCCUUGGUCGACCCUAGAGUUUGGAGCACGUGGUUUUAUUGGUAUGAUGUACGACGCCAAGAACUUAAAGUCCCUUGCCAAGUACACUCGCAUGAAUUUCUUUUUGAUGCCGGUCGAUUGGCUUUUUCGUGUCUACAACGAUAUAUGGCUAUAUGGAAAUGAAAGGGGGAACAUUAGAAAGCCGCCCCUCUUCAAACACAUUGGAACGUUUUCAUCCUUAGACGGACAGGUCAGAAAACUUGAAGACAUUAAAGGUGGUGCUGUACUUGUGUCAAGCCCUAGGAUCUACAAAGAUGCUGACAACCCGGCCGCAAAUUUGGAGACAAGUAUAACCGAUUUUGUACCGAACUACCCAAUUCAGAAGGCAUACGCUAAAGGCAACUUCUGGGGAAAGAAAGUGUCCGUUGGCGAUUACGUUACUCUGACAUUCCAGUCUCCUAUAACUUUGAAACGAUUUGUUAUUGUGAGUGGCAGUCCGACAUACCCUUCAGAUUGUUUAGAGAGUGGCGAAGUUUUCGUGUCUUCCGCACCCAAUGGCGUUUGCGAUGUAUAUCGGACAGUUUUGAAGUUUGUAGGCAAAUCUGUUGUGGACACUGGCAAUUUGGACCUUGGACACCCAAUUAAAUGCCUAAAACUCAUUUUAGAUUCUGUUAGACAUGAUGAUCAUGGUAGGCCUAGAUGGCUAGUUAUAAGGGAGAUAGAUGUAUGGUCGAAGUAAUAAUAAAUUCCUUAGAACUGAUUUUCUAAUUAUACAUUUCCAGUUGCUAUAAACAUAUCCCAAUUUACUCUCAUAGUCAUUGAUAAUCUUUAAACAUUUGGACCCUGUUUGGUAAUAGCUGACAUUGGCUACUGAGGUGUCAAAUGAAUUUUUAUAUCUUUGCUUAUUGAAUAUUCUAUGUUACUUGAUAUGUCCUGCAUAAAAUAUGCACGCAGAUAACAGUUGUCGUUGUAUCAAGUAGUCAGUUGGGGCUUAAAGUUAUAUUUAUAUCUUAUCAGUAAAUUGACUUCGUAACAGCACCCUAAGCUUACUCUGAAUAGGAAAUCUAUCUACCCUUUCCUAUUAAGUGUACUGCUAUUAGCAGGUGACAUUUGGCCCCUUUUUAUCAGCUUGACCUGAGUGAAAAUACGUUACUUUUCCACCUAUUUUGGUUUUCGCUUCUAUCAGAUGUGCCUAAUGCCCGUCUAAGAAAUAGGUUAGGAGAAUAAUUUUGCAUAGAAAGCCUCACAGAUUGCUUGAAAAACUAUUAGGUUGCCCGAGUACAUCGGAGGGACAAUAAUGCCACAGAUGUUUAUCAUUCUGUCCAUAGAAGUGAUUUUCGUUUCUUGCUGUUAUUUGUAGCAAUAAUUAUGCUUCAUGUUUUGAUAAAAAUUUCACUAAGAAUAAUUUUAUUUAUCAAGCACGUAUUGUAUUAACUUUCAUCAAAAGUAUUAAUAAUAAUAAUUGUUGUGGCCUUUGUGGGUUAUAAGUAACAUGUGGGGCAGUUUCUACUAAGUGCAUCGAGUCUGCAGCUAACUUGUUGCUCACAAAGUACACUCUUGAUAGUUUUUUUUGUUGAUGAAUCGCUCAUUCUUCGACCCAUUUUUUAUAUAAGAAAAAUGCUAUAAAAAUGAUUACAGUGCAUUCCUAUGAAAAUAAGAAACUUUAGUACUCAAAGCAAAAUUAAGAAACAAAAGAAAUUUAAGACACAGAUAACGGAUAUUUUUCCAAAAUUCAACAAAUUCUUUACAGCUCAUUUCAUUUCGCCUUAUGUCUUUAUCUUCCGUUGUGAGAUAAAAUGUUGAAAUAUGACAUUAAACUUUUUCCCAGCAUGAAAAAUUGCAUACAGAAUCCCACAGGUUAAAAUUAGUGACAUGAAAAUUAAGAAGCUCGUAUGAAACAAUGAGGUGUGAGCAUUAAGAAACUGACACAAUGCGUACCUUUAUUCUUAUAAGGAUGAGUGUAUUACUGUAAAAUUGCCUACUGAAAAAAUUGUGAGGCCAUAGGGUUUGAGUAUAAAGGAGGCUGUGUUGAGCAUUCAAAGUCUAUAGAAAGCAGCUUUCUGGUCAAUGAAAUUGAAAAUUUGCUGAAUGCUAUUGCAAGAUUAUAUGUCUUUUGGCAAGUGACUGAUGCAAGAAUACUGUUAUGCUCAAUGGAAAAUGGAAAAAUCAUAUAAAAUCGUAGACCAGUUAUAAUCACUGCCAUUUUAUCUUUAACUUGGCAGCAACAAUGAUUCUAAAACCCUUUCAAGAAAUUGCCUCGGAAGGGUAAUUGAAGUUUGUGACGUAACAGUAGCUUAGAAAGCUUAGACAGACCCACGUGUAAUGUUUUUGAGGCAAUGUUAUUUAAUUGUUUAAAGCGGAAUUCUCGUUGUUUGUAGUGAUCAUAAUUCUGUCUUAAAGAGUGAUUACUAAUUGGAUUUUAAAGAUUUUUCUUCGAAUACAAGCACAGUAAUUAUGA
Molecule: messenger RNA, 3733 nt
Organism: Rhopilema esculentum
Lineage: Eukaryota; Metazoa; Cnidaria; Scyphozoa; Rhizostomeae; Rhizostomatidae
Product: alpha-1,6-mannosyl-glycoprotein 4-beta-N-acetylglucosaminyltransferase
Biological process (GO): protein N-linked glycosylation
Molecular function (GO): acetylglucosaminyltransferase activity
Source: RefSeq, a predicted model, not a curated record